This is a messenger RNA of Thermothelomyces thermophilus ATCC 42464, 2850 nucleotides long. RefSeq lists its product as uncharacterized. The record is from RefSeq and is a predicted model, not a curated record. Gene Ontology annotation, cellular component: mitochondrion. Bases 284 to 2680 code for a protein of 798 amino acids. Lineage: Eukaryota; Fungi; Ascomycota; Sordariomycetes; Sordariales; Chaetomiaceae. The transcript has a single exon. Gene Ontology annotation, biological process: peptide metabolic process. Gene Ontology annotation, molecular function: metalloendopeptidase activity.
AAAAUGAUUGCUCCCCGGUCACUUUUUUUCAAUCCAGCCAAAACCAACUGCAAGCAAUUGGAGUCGAGAAACCACCAAGCAGCUCCGAGCCGCCACAACCGACGGGCAUACGUCGCCGACAAGACCCGCCCGCGACCCGUUCACGUACCUUUGCGCCCUCCACGGCUCGACCCGGCUGCGUCAUUGUGGUAGCGACGGCAUUAUCGGCACCGUGACGCCCCGCCCGACCAAGGAGAUAUCGCUAUAUCGCUCCCUCGCGUCCUCGCGGCCGCAGGGGUUCACCAUGAUGAAGGCAGUCACUCGAACCAGGCAAUGGCAACGAUGGGUCUGCUCGAGCUGCUUGUCUCAACGCGCGGUACCCGCCCUCCAACGGCGCCGGUUCAGCAACUCUCCCAAGUCGGCCGCCGUCGAGAUCGAGCCCAUCAUUCCCGCCAGUCAUGCGCCGCCGCUGUACCGUGACGAGGACAACACAUUGCGCUCUGUUUUCGAUUACCCCCGCUUCUGGCGGGAAUUCUCCAGUCAUCCUGGCGGCGUGAGCGUCGGCCUCUUCCGGAAUGCGUACCUUAAGGAGCCCCGCGGCUUUCUCACCUUCGCCCGCGUGAGCUUAAGGAAGGCCCGGGCCGUCGUCUCCAAGGUGCUGGCCGCAUCGUCUGUCCAGGAGUACCGCGCCAUCGUCCGCGACCUCGACCGCCUGAGCGACAUCCUCUGCCGCGUGCUCGACAUGGCCGACUUCGUGCGCGUCACCCACCCCGAUCGUAACAUGCAGCGGAUGGCGAGCAUGGCCUGGGAUAUGGUGUAUCAGUACAUGAACGAGCUCAACACCAUGACGGGUCUGCAUGACCAACUGGCCGCCGCCAUGGCCAACCCCGAUGUCACGGCCGUCUGGUCCGAGGAGGAGAAGACGGUGGCCGAAGUGUUGAAGCUGGAUUUCACCAAGUCGGCCGUCAACCUGCCCAAGAAGUACCGCGAUCGCUUUGUCGAGCUCUCGUCCGAGAUCAGCGCGGUCGGGUCCGCCUUUGUGCAGGAGAUGGCGCCGGAUCAGGACCUCAUCGUCCUCCCCAGCAGCGACCUGCGCGGUAUGGAUCCGCUCCAGGCGCGGGAGCUGACCCGGGGCGGCAAGGUACACCUUCCCACGAUGAGCGGGCAAGCCGCACUGGCGCUGCGGACCGUCCACGACGCGGACGCGCGGAAGCUCAUCUACUACGCCUCUCGCACCGCGUCCCGUCGAUCCGUCGAACUGCUCGAGCACCUGAUGAGACUGCGGGCCGAGCUGGCCACGCUUUCGGGCUUUGAGAGCUACGGCCACCUGGCCCUGCGCGACCGCAUGAUGGCCAGGAGCCCGGAGGCCGUCGACAAGUUCCUCCGCGCGCUGGCCGAGAACAACAGGCCCAAGGCGAUGCAAGAAAUGGCCGAGCUCCUGGCCGAGAAGCGAAAGGCUUACCCGGCCGUCAAGCGACUCGACCCCUGGGACAAGGACUACUACUCCGACCUAAUCCGUCGGCCACUGCGGCUGACCGGACGCCAGGGCGACCUCCUCUCGCCCUACUUCUCCCUCGGCGUCGUGAUGCAGGGCCUGUCGAGGCUUUUUACCGACCUGUACGGCAUCCGGCUCGUUCCCAAGCAGCCCGUGGUCGGAGAGACGUGGCAUCCCGACGUGCGGCGCCUCGACGUCAUGUCGGACACGGAAGGCCAUGUUGCCGUCCUCUACUGCGACCUCUUCUACCGCCCGGACAAGUCGCCAAACCCGGCGCACUUCACCGUCCGGUGCUCGCGCGAGAUAUCCGAGGCCGAGAUGGCCGAGGUCUGGCAGCAGAGCAAGCAGGACCCCGACGUACCCCCGUUUGCGAGCCCGGAGUACGCCGCCAACGACGGCAUGACCUUUUCGAGACAGCCCAACAAGACCAUCAAACAACUGCCCACCAUCGCCCUCGUCUGCGACUUCCCGCACCCGUCCGGGCACGGCGAACAGCAGCCCGCCCUGCUGAGCUUCUUCCAGGUCGAGACCCUCUUUCACGAGAUGGGCCACGCGAUCCACUCGGUCCUGGCGCGCACCUCGUUCCAGACCGUGUCGGGCACGCGGUGCGCGACGGACCUCGCCGAGCUACCGUCCACCCUCAUGGAGUACUUCGCCGCCGACGCGUCGGUGCUCGGGCAGUUCGCGCGCCACUACGAGAGCAACGACCCGCUCCCCUACCGCAUGGUGGCGCAAAAGGUGCGCCAGGCCCGCCGCUUCGAGGCCUCCGACACGGAGAACCAGAUCAUCCUCGCCAUGCUCGAUCAGGCCCUGCACUCGCCGCGCGCCGCCCAGCCCGACUUCGACUCGACCGAGAUCUUCCACGGCCUGCAGCGGACGUACGGCAGCGCCCCUCCGGACCCGCCGGGCACCCGCUGGCAGGGUUUCUUCGGCCACCUGUCGGGCUACGGGAGCACCUACUACAGCUACCUGUUCGACCGCGUACUGGCCCAGCGCGUGUGGGAGGUGGUGUUCAAGUCGGGCGACCGCGGCGCCGCGCUCAGGAGGGAGAAUGGCGAGCGGCUCAAGGAGAGCCUGCUCAAGUGGGGCGGCAGCCGUGAUCCGUGGAAGUGUCUGGCCGAGGUGCUCGGGGAUGAGAGGCUUGCGGAGGGCGGGGAGGAGGCGAUGGCGCUCGUCGGGAGUUGGGGAUCUACGAGGCAGAAUUAAAAAGAGAGGGGCUAAUAGAUGUUAGGAGUUACUCCGUAGUACAUAACACAUACAGUCUAUAAUGGACUAGGGUGCAUAGCUCACGGUAUGACCGAAUGGGGCAAGGGGGGCCAUUUGUAAUUCUAGUUCCAUGUUCCAUAUAUAUAGACUAUGUAUAUUAACAAUAUAAA